This is a messenger RNA of Oryza brachyantha (malo sina), 2242 nucleotides long. RefSeq lists its product as uncharacterized. Gene Ontology annotation, biological process: ubiquitin-dependent protein catabolic process. NCBI's taxonomy places the organism in Eukaryota, Viridiplantae, Streptophyta, Magnoliopsida, Poales, Poaceae. The transcript has a single exon. The coding region runs from base 250 to 1923 and encodes 557 amino acids. Gene Ontology annotation, molecular function: metal ion binding; ubiquitin protein ligase activity; ubiquitin-like protein conjugating enzyme binding. The record is from RefSeq and is a predicted model, not a curated record. Gene Ontology annotation, cellular component: endoplasmic reticulum.
CCUUCCUUUCCUGAUUCCCCCCACCCCCACCUCCUCCUCACCGCCGCUGACUCCCACCGCGACCGCCUCCUGCGCCGCGGUACCGGAGGAGGCCGGCGCCUGGAGGAGGGGACUGGGCUGCAGCCCGCCUUACUGCGCACGCCGCGCGCCGCGGCGGGGGCAUGGUGGUGAGGCGGGAGGAGGGGAGCUUCGCGGGGAGCCGGGGGUGCUAAGGGGGAGGGGGGUGGAUAGGCGCGCGUGGCCCGACGGAUGGCGGCGGAUGAUGCCGCGCGGAGCAGCAGGAGGAUGGAUCUGAACCUCUACCUCGGCCUCCCACGCGCCCCGCGCCUGCGCCGCCCCGAUCUCGGUUCCGACCUCGCGCUCGGCACCCCGAUGCUCUCCUCGUCGCCUUCCUCGUCGGCGGCCUCGGCCGACGCGCCGCCGCUGGAGGCGGAGCCGCUCCACCCGCCGUACUCGCCUUCCCGGACCGAGCUGGUGCGCCCGCCGACCCCUCUGCCCGAGCCGUACGACCCGUCGGCUCCCGAGGCGCAUCCGCCCUACGUGCCGCCUCCCAUGCCGGCCCCGGACGCAAUUCCUGAGCUCGCUGACGACCUUGAGUUCGGCUUCUCUCACCCGCCGCUCCUGCUGCGGCCCAGCGAGCUAAUUGGGUGGGUAGACCGGCCGUCGUCGUCGACGGCCUCCUCUUCCUUCCGCCCGGAGCGUGUAGUCGAACGCUACCAUCCCGUGAUCUGCCUGAAUGGCCGCCAGGGUCGCUGCCUCCGUCCAAGACGGUUCAGGUCAGACCUUCCGCCUCUCGGCUCAGAGGCCCCUGCCCCGGAGAGCGGUGCUGCGGCGCAAGCACCACAAGAGCCUAUGCAUGAUACCGUGGAAGAGAACAAGGUGGUCGCUGAUGGUGCUAUUGUAGGUGCCUCAGAGGAGGAGCCAGCCGAACGUGGCAAGAGCGUUGCAAUGUUUGAGUGCAACAUCUGCUUCGAGAUGGCUUCCGAACCUGUGGUCACUUCCUGCGGACAUCUCUUCUGCUGGCCUUGUUUGUACCAAUGGUUGCAUGUUCACUCAACUCACAAGGAGUGCCCUGUCUGCAAAGGUGAGGUCACUGAAGGGAACAUCACCCCUAUUUACGGGAGAGGGAAUUCGAGUUCUGAUGUGGAGAAGAAAGUUGCCGAGGAUGGAAAUGUAUCAGGCCCUACAAUCCCACCAAGACCACAUGGCAAUCGGCUCGAGAGCUUCCGGCAGAAAUUCCACCAUUUGCGUCCAAUUUCUAGAAGGCUCGGCGAGGCACAUGGGAUAUUGUCUUCUUGGAGGCGCAUUCUUGAUCAGCAGAUUAUGAACAGUGUGAGUAGGUUCGAAGGGCCUCCUGAAUCGACUGUCCAGGAAAUGAUUGAUCAUGCUCAUCAUGCUAGUCGUUUAGGUCGAAUUACAACUAGAAUGAGGGCAAGGAGGUUGCAGAGGGAUGCAGAAAAUUCUACAUUUGUUGCUUCUGCUGCUGCAGAGAGUGUGCUGCCUGGAAACAAUUCAUCAGACCUUCCCAGGCUUAGUUCAAGUCCGUUUUCCUCAGAAAGAAUUGAUUUAUUGCAACACUUUGUUGACCUUGCGGGCACGGAAAGAUUAGCAACUGCUGUGAGUGACCUUAGAAGAAUAGUUAGGCCAAGCCAAUAUGGAGCAUCAACUUCAUCAAAUCCGUCAAAUCCCGAUCUGCCGAUUGAUGGAAGUCAUGUUGCUGCAGCAUUAGCUGCAGAUCAAGCUUCUAAUUCAAGCACCAUGGCUGUAAUUCAGGAGGAUGCUGCUUUUACUGAAAGCACAGGAGAACCAAGUAAUGCAGGCUCUUCAAGGUCCCUAAGGAGGAGGGGAAGAAAUGACGCCUUAGGUUCUUUGGAUGUGGAUGGUGGGGGCCUACAUCGGAACAAGAGAAGGCGACUGAACUGAGACUCUCAGGUUGCUGCACUCGUCCAAUUUUCUUGCUUUGCUGUUCUCAGUUAGCCCUUUGCUCUCAUGGGGGACGUAUCUUCUGGUUGUGAUAUACAAUUCUCUCUUCUGCUUGUUUAUUAGGUGCUACUGAGUUCAUUGCAAAUUUAGUUCCUUCCGAGCCCCGACCUGUUUAAUUUAUACACUGAGGAAACAGAGGGAUUGUAAAUUGUCAUCAGGUGAAUUUACUUGAUUGUAAAUUGCCUGUGCAAAUGUACUAAAUAGAAUUGAUCUUGAAGUCAUAAAUAAUACAUUGACACCUGAAUCCCAUUUGUGGAUA